Messenger RNA from Bufo gargarizans (Asiatic toad), 6858 nucleotides. Its product is annotated as protein argonaute-3. Lineage: Eukaryota; Metazoa; Chordata; Amphibia; Anura; Bufonidae. The transcript has 19 exons. Bases 885 to 3470 code for a protein of 861 amino acids. Gene Ontology annotation, molecular function: protein binding; RNA binding. Gene Ontology annotation, biological process: regulation of stem cell proliferation; regulatory ncRNA-mediated gene silencing. The record is from RefSeq and is a predicted model, not a curated record.
GACAGUCUUCCUGGCAGUGGAGCGCUUGUUGACGUUAUGUCCGGCCUCUAGGGGAGGGGUUGGAGGAGGGAGCCGUCUAUCUCCUCCUCAUUAGUGAAGGAAGCUGGAGGACCAGGCGCUGCCGGCGGCCACUGCUCCAUCACCGAGUGAGCAGAGAAUAAGGAGGGCUGACGUGGAAGUUGAGCUGGUCCAUAGGCAACCGCUGGUGAGCUCUCAUCACUCGGUCUUCACUAGUGGACCACUGACGACCAAUCACAGCCGGGCUGUCCUCACUCCGCUCAGGUGGUGGUGGGGGAUGCCAGCCAAUCACAGCUCGCCUCUCAUCCUGACUCACCACCUCAUUGCCACUGCUUGUUCGGAGUAGAGGACAGGUAAAGUGAACUACCAAUAGGGAGAGGGGGUGCAAGAGUGAAGAGCCGGGGGCGGCAGUUGAGGACAGCCAAUCAGCGGCCACCGUAUCACACACAGACCAGCUGUGACAGAGAUGAGGACCAAGAGGUGACUCAGCCAUCUCUAAGGCAACGGCCAGUAAGCUGCUAGACCUGCUUCUCAGCACUCCCUCUCCGCAGCCUGCCACUGCUCCCUUUUACCUGUGGACACAAGUCUGACAGGUGACAACUCUGCACUCUGGUAGCCAAUCAAAGGAGAGAGCUGUAUGCCAGGAUACACUGUGCAGCCAAUCAGCAAGUAGCUUUUCCAGUGCCUGUCUAUUAAAACAGGAGUGCCAUUCCAAGACGUGGGGUGUAUCGGGCAGCGGUGCCCAAGUAUUAUCAGCAGAACAAGAAACCAGCAACAAGUGCAGCGGAUAAAGGAUCUGCCGGCAGUUUACGCCAACCCACAUUGGGAUCCUCAAAUUCAGGACAGCAGGACACUGACCUCCAUGAAUGGAAAUCGGAACCGCAGGACCCGUGGGGGCGCAGCCCUUUUUUGUGGUGCCCAGACGGCCUGGCUAUGGCACCAUGGGGAAGCCCAUCAAGCUGCUGGCCAACUGCUUUCAAGUGGAGAUCCCAAAGAUUGACGUCUACCUCUAUGAGGUGGACAUUAAGCCAGACAAGUGUCCCCGUAGAGUUAACAGGGAGGUUGUUGAUUCCAUGGUCCAGCAUUUCAAGGUCACCAUAUUUGGUGACCGUCGACCAGUGUAUGAUGGCAAAAGAAGCCUGUACACCGCCAACCCACUGCCCGUAGCAUCUACUGGGGUGGACUUGGAUGUAACAUUACCAGGAGAAGGAGGGAAAGAUCGUCCCUUCAAGGUCUCCAUAAAAUUUGUCUCUAGGAUAAGCUGGCACCUGCUGCACGAAGUACUUACUGGGAGGUCCCUUCCAGAGCCAUUGGAACUGGACAAGCCAAUUAGCACCAACCCUGUCCAUGCUGUUGAUGUAGUGUUGCGGCAUCUGCCAUCCAUGAAGUACACCCCUGUAGGACGUUCCUUCUUCUCGGCUCCCGAAGGCUAUGACCACCCUCUGGGAGGGGGAAGAGAAGUCUGGUUUGGGUUUCAUCAGUCUGUCAGACCUGCCAUGUGGAAAAUGAUGCUUAAUAUAGAUGUUUCUGCCACUGCCUUCUACAAAGCACAACCAGUUAUUCAGUUCAUGUGUGAAGUUCUAGAUAUUCAUAACAUUGAUGAACAACCUCGACCUCUGACCGAUUCUCACCGGGUAAAAUUCACCAAAGAGAUAAAGGGUCUGAAGGUUGAAGUAACUCAUUGUGGAACAAUGAGACGGAAAUACCGUGUUUGCAAUGUGACAAGAAGGCCUGCCAGCCAUCAAACCUUCCCUUUACAGCUGGAGAAUGGGCAGACCGUAGAGAGAACAGUCGCUCAAUACUUUAGGGAAAAGUAUAAUCUCCAGCUGAAGUAUCCUCAUUUGCCCUGUCUGCAAGUUGGACAGGAGCAGAAACACACAUACCUGCCUCUUGAAGUCUGUAAUAUUGUAGCUGGCCAGCGCUGCAUUAAGAAGCUGACUGACAAUCAGACCUCCACUAUGAUCAAAGCAACAGCCAGGUCUGCCCCAGACAGGCAGGAAGAGAUCAGCAGACUGGUUAGAAGUGCAAAUUAUGAUGCUGAUCCAUUUGUUCAAGAAUUCCAAUUUAAAGUGCGGGACGAAAUGGCUCAUGUGACGGGGAGAGUACUUCCAGCUCCGAUGUUACAGUAUGGAGGGCGAAAUCGCACAGUAGCCACUCCAAGCCAUGGGGUUUGGGACAUGCGGGGAAAACAGUUUCACACUGGUGUGGAGAUCAAAAUGUGGGCCAUCGCAUGCUUUGCAACGCAGAGGCAGUGCAGAGAAGAAAUCUUGAAAGGAUUCACAGACCAGCUAAGGAAGAUCUCAAAGGAUGCUGGGAUGCCCAUCCAGGGUCAACCAUGCUUCUGUAAAUACGCACAAGGGGCAGACAGUGUGGAGCCGAUGUUCAGACACCUCAAAAACACAUAUUCUGGGCUCCAACUUAUAAUUGUUAUACUGCCGGGAAAAACACCAGUUUAUGCUGAGGUAAAGCGAGUUGGAGACACAUUACUGGGAAUGGCUACACAGUGCGUCCAAGUGAAGAAUGUAAUAAAAACAUCUCCUCAAACUCUCUCAAAUCUGUGCCUAAAAAUCAAUGUCAAAUUGGGAGGGAUUAACAAUAUCUUGGUACCACAUCAACGGCCAUCUGUGUUCCAACAACCAGUCAUUUUCUUAGGAGCAGAUGUUACUCAUCCACCUGCUGGAGAUGGCAAAAAACCUUCAAUUGCUGCUGUUGUAGGCAGUAUGGAUGCCCACCCAAGUCGAUACUGUGCGACAGUACGGGUACAGAGACCUCGGCAGGAAAUUAUCCAUGACCUUGCUUCCAUGGUGAGAGAACUUCUUAUCCAGUUCUACAAGUCUACGCGCUUCAAACCCACACGAAUCAUCUUUUAUCGUGAUGGAGUCUCAGAAGGACAGUUCAGACAGCAGGUCUUAUAUUAUGAGCUGCUAGCAAUUAGAGAGGCCUGCAUUAGUCUGGAGAAGGAUUACCAGCCUGGAAUCACUUACAUUGUGGUACAGAAAAGGCAUCAUACAAGGCUAUUCUGUGCAGACCGAACUGAAAGGGUUGGAAGAAGUGGAAAUAUUCCAGCUGGAACCACUGUGGAUACAGAUAUAACACAUCCUUACGAGUUUGAUUUUUACCUCUGCAGCCAUGCUGGAAUACAGGGUACUAGCAGGCCUUCUCACUAUCACGUCUUGUGGGAUGAUAACUGUUUCACUGCUGAUGAACUCCAGCUGCUCACCUACCAGCUGUGCCACACGUAUGUGCGAUGCACGCGAUCAGUCUCGAUCCCUGCGCCUGCUUAUUAUGCUCAUCUUGUGGCAUUCAGAGCAAGAUACCAUCUCGUGGACAAGGAGCAUGACAGUGCUGAAGGAAGCCACGUAUCUGGUCAAAGCAAUGGUCGGGACCCACAAGCCCUUGCCAAGGCCGUGCAAAUUCACCAGGAUACCUUACGUACCAUGUACUUCGCGUGAGAGCAACUUUUGUCCCUAAGAAAUGCACAGGUUUGACUUACAACAUGGAACCUGAAGGCUCUCAUGUGGGUUUUCAGGGCCCAGUAGAGUGGCUCACAUUCUCCUGCCCUUCAAUCUCUCCCAGGCCUUUUCUUCUGGCUUGCAAUGAAGCCCAGGCACAGUAAUUGAGGGGAGGGCUAAUCCUGGGAAUAGAAGAUUUUUGAGGAACACAGCACUAUUAUGCAAUAUGAAACCAGCCAACUGCUAGAUCGUUGUAAUGGAGCCUCCACUUGGAUGCACUGCUUAAGUUUUGUCUUUCUUUUACUUUCCAAUAUUUGAAUCCUUUUAUGCCUUUACCUCAGAUUGCUCUGCAGCACUAGCUGUCUUUGCAAAAAAGAAAAAAAGACAAGUAAAUCAUGGGGAUGUGUGGGAGUAUGUUUGCAUAUCUGUGCACACUUGGGCUGUGUUUUUCCGGUACAUGGGUAUGCAGCAUAAUUGUGAUGCGGCAGUUCUAAUUAACCUGCUGUAGUCCUUUUUAAAUGCAGUCGAUAUAUUAUCAUCUUUUAGCGGCCGUGACUAAUACCUAAUCCUAUUUUCAGUUCACCCCUUCUGAUGAUAUUGGAGUUACUUGUGAAACUCCAGCUGCACAGGGGUUAAAAUGUAGAGACAGCCUCUAGUGUGCCCAGGUGUGUUUAUAUGUGUCACAUGUAUAUGUGUGUUUAGUUAUUCAUUACAUAUAUGUGUAUACAUAUACCUGAAUGAAUGUACGUAUGGAUAAUGCAUAUGAAGUAGAAGGACGUCAUGCAAAAAAAAAAAAAUAACCAGAAUUUAUAUGUGUGUCACUACCUGUCCACUUUUUUUUUUUUUUUUUUUUGCCUUUUUAUGUUGUCCACCUUAUGUGCAUAAGUCGUGUCCUUUAGUGCUUCCCCUUUAUUUGUUCUGCAACAUUAUAGUUAGCAAGAUGCAAGCGGGUAUUGCAUGUGCCUAGUGCUAUGGUCAUGCAAGUGACUGGAUAUAUACUUCAGCUAUUACAAGAAUAUUGCCACUUAUUACCAAACGUCAUUGUGAUAGGAAAGGCUUAGAACUAGGUCUUGGCCUAGAUACUAUGGCCUCAUUUCUUAAGCUCUGACUUUCUUGUGCAAAGAAAUAUCCCUGAAAAAGAAAAUCCCACAUCCCAGUCUCGACGCUUUACAAUAUUGACCACCCUAACUACAUCCCCUUAUUCUGUAUGCUGCAAACGGUUGUCCAUCCCUGCACAUUAGGGAAGUGUUUUAACCUUUAACCCUCCAAAUAAUGCUGUAAAGGAAUAGACCUUCUCUUUAGACUUACCGUAUGUAAGGUAUACAUGGUUGUGUGGAAAUUGUACGCUUUUCUAGUAUUUAUAUAUAUAUAUAUAUAUAUAUAUAUAUAUGUAUUUAUUAGAUUAAUUACACUAAUUUAAUUAUUUCAGAGCGUAUUCUCUGCCACCAUUGUUUUUUCCCUUUUUUUGGACUCACAAAAGAUAUAUGUUUGAUUUUGCUCUCAUUUUAGUGCAAUAAGCAUAAGUGAAUUUAAACCCAGCAAUGCCAAAGAGGCCUGCAUCGACCCUGCCGGCCCCUGUGGCUACUUUGGGAUUAAAAUAAAUGAACGCCUUAACUAUGAAAUGAACGUGUCUAAAUAGUGACGUCUACCCCGAAAUAUUUUGGGAAGUACUGUGUUCCUGUCAAUGAAUAGUGCAAUGCUUUGGCGUUUCAUACUUUACACGUCUGGAUCAAAAGUUUUUAUUUUCACAUAAGGACCAACAUGAUCUGUUUAGUACACCUUGUCAGAAGUGUUCAGGAGGCAAGUAGUAUCCAGGAAUCAAUGUAACAGUGGUGCGAGUUAAACCACGGCAUGCCAUUUUCCCCAAUAACUGCAGUCUUUUAUAUUAAAUACAUGGUUUACUGCUAUUUUUGACAUGCCGUCAAAAAUAGCAGUUGGUAAGGUGCACUACACGGCCGUAUAGUCAGUCCAUGUCUCAACUGCACAUUUCUUGCCAAAGGCAACAUCCGCUUUUUGUUAGUCCUGAAACGGUAAUGUCACUAGGAGAGCUGUAAUCCUUUAUCUGUAGACGGGGUGUAUCUGGCUGGUUGUGUAUAUUCAGGUGCACUGUAACAUUUUCAACCAUUAAUAAGCAGCUUAAAUUAUUAUUAAUGUAUAUGUAUAUUUUAGAUUUUAAUAGAAAUUCUGAAUAGAAAGUUAAACCCAAGCAAUACUUAUUUUCGUAUUAAUCUAAAUUUAAUAUGCUAUUUUGACACCAGAAAAUUAGUUGGUUAAUUCAUAUUAUCUUUUUUUAUUUCUAAUAAUUUGUAUUUGUCAUACUUAUAUUACUUUAAAUAAGUGUCAUGCAUCUUAUAACCAAUAUAGUAUUCCAAAGAUAACCUUUUUACCCCCUAUAAAUUUAGAGGUCAGUAAGGUAUUAACUACAGAUUAUUGUUACGCACAUUGCAUCACCUCAUACUUGGUAUGAACCUCAUUUGGUUCUCCUUGUCAUGUCAGUUGCACAGAACACUGCCCACUAAUGGAUAUCAUGCAAGAUAUAGCUUCAUAGAAAGUAAGGAUGGGGCCACCUGGCCAGUAUUCACAUGGCAGCGUCAGAGAUGCUGUCAGUUGCCAUGGUUUCCCUGUCUAACCCUAAAGUCCUACGGAAUAACGAUAUUUUGGUUAGUUGCCGGUUCUGUCUCUGUAUUGAUAUGGGGUUCUUUAGGAAGCAUCAAGAAAAAAAUUAUUUUACAGUUUUUAUAUGGUACAGUAAACAUAGAUUAACUAUAAAUAAAUUGGACUAUUUAUUUUGUACAGAUCUUUAGGUAUAGCCUGUAUUAUAGCCAAGAGCUGCAAUCAUAAUUCUGCUGUUCGUUUGGGAGUAGUGUUGAGCGAACUUGUGUUUUAAGUUUGGCGUCCAAAGUUUGGGCUCGGGUUAUCGAAGAAUCCCGUUAUGGAUUCUGCUACCACGGACCAUAACGAAAUUCCGAAUUCCUUGAUAAACGGAAUUUUGGAUGCCGAACUUAAAACACAAGUUUGGGUGCUAAUAAACAAUUUGUCAACAGACCUAUGCUCUCCUCCUCCCUAAAAACAAAAACUUUUCACUGAGUUCUCAUAAUGUAUUAAGCACUGCACUCUGAGAGUGCCCCCCCUCCCCCAACCAUACAUCAGAUUAAUGUACUGCAUCCAGUAUAAAAGGGAUUGCAUAUUACUAAACUCUGUACAGAGAUUGAACCAUCGGGGUAUGCUCCAAGGAUUUAGCAGAGUAGCCUGUACAUUGAAUUGCCAGAUUAAUGCAUGCCAAUGGGAAAAAAUGCAGGAUCUGGCAUUCCAACAAGUGUUCUGGAAUUUAGGACAGAGAUAAAACCGCAGCAUGCUGCGGUAUUAUCUCCGUCCUGAAAAGUCAAAA